This is a messenger RNA of Dermacentor albipictus, 1903 nucleotides long. Its product is annotated as stromal cell-derived factor 2-like. Lineage: Eukaryota; Metazoa; Arthropoda; Arachnida; Ixodida; Ixodidae. The record is from RefSeq and is a predicted model, not a curated record.
UGACGUGUGUUUUGAGGCGAUGUGAUGGCAACUUGGAGGUGGACGCCGGCUGCUGCUGCUUCUGCUAUUUCCGCUGUUUAUACAAUGCCUUCUACUUUUUGGUGCAAAAUAUCUAUGUUAUUUAUUGCCCUGGUGCAACUAGGAACAUUAGUGUGCGCUGACCUACAGUAUGUAACGUGCGGUUCGGUGCUGAAGCUGGAGAACCAGCAGUACCAAGUACGUCUGCACUCCCACGACAUAAAGUACGGCUCUGGCAGCGGUCAGCAGUCUGUCACGGGAACUAUGGAUAGAGAAGAUAAUAACAGCCACUGGGUCGUCAAAGGCAAGCGUGAAAAGGCCUGCCUGCGUGGGGAUCCAAUUCCGUGUGGGUCACCUGUGAGGCUGGAGCAUCUGGUCACUCACAAGAACCUGCACAGCCAUCAUUUUGUGUCCCCGCUGUCCAACAACCAGGAGAUCAGCGCAUUUGGGGAUGGAGGCGAGGGUGACACUGGUGAUAACUGGACUGUAGUCUGCAGCUCAGACUUCUGGGAGAGAGGCUCACCAGUUCGCUUCAAGCACGUCGACACUGAUGCGUGGCUUUGCUCCUCAGGCCAGACAUAUGGACGGCCCAUAGGCGGCCAAAUGGAAAUAUGUGGGCUGAGCUACCCAGACAACUCGUGUCAGUGGAAGAGCGUUGAGGGCAUCUUCAUUAAGCCAACGGCAGAGAUAUCUUCUAGUCGACUGCUGCAUGACCACUCAGAACUGUGAAGCCCCCUUCCCCUACACUCCUUGUGCAUCACUCUUCACUGCAUGGACUUGCCGUGUGCCUCCAGGUCCUCUUCCGUUUGGCCUGCACUUGCUGUACUCCCACCUCGUGCAAUUCUGUGCCCGCAUUGCCUUUGGGCAGAGCAGUUUGUGUUACUCCGUACCACUUCUCAAUGCUCUCUUCAGCAUUUGGCAUCUGCUCAACCAUUUCAAAAGCGUCUGCAUCGAACUGUCUUUGCUGUUUGACUGAAGAUAUAGUACAGGGAAUGCAAGCUAGUGUUGUGACAAAUUCCACUGGCUGUUAUUGAGGAGCAGCUUGAAUCCUGGAGCUAGUGCCUAAAUACCACUUGGAUUUUCAAGCCAGCAGAAGCGAUGCAACAUGCUCAAGGACUUCCAGUUGAGUCUACAUCCUGGUUGCAGAGCGAGAGAGCAGUCCACCGUAAAUCAAGUGUAUUGAGGACAACGAGUACAAAUAGAAAAUGUUUCCUUUAUGGACGAGUGGGAAACGCAUUUCCACCACGCAACAGAAGAAUGUGCUCCAAGUCAAACAGCAGGGUUGACCUUUAGGUUGAAUUUCAGCUCACUGCUACCCAUGCGGGCCAGGCUCAGCUAGUGCAGGCAACAAACUGACGAGACCUGCGGUGUUUCUGCUGGCAUCACUGGUGUCACUGCCCAAGUCACAAGCAGGAACGGAAUGAAGAGACAAAGCCUCGCAGAAUGCGCCUCGAUUCAAAUUGUAUUCUUGUCUCACUGCACCUCUCAUCAAAGGAACUGUUCCCAUCUCGUCCGGCUUGUAGCAGCUGCCAGUCAUUAUCAAGUUGCUGCUUCACGGGACAGUUGAAAAACAGUUCUUCAGGACUUUAUUAUAUAAUAUAGUACACAGAACCUCGUAUGUGACUCGCUGCAACAGCCUAAGUAUGCUUUGAUGUUUGAGGUUCACUUUUUUCGCGCACAGUUGUGGACAGUGCUGCAAAGGUGGCGACUAUUGUUUAUGUUUCACAUGGCGGUUUAGAAGACUACUUCAAUGACAAACCGGUCUUUUAUGUCUCAGCGAAAUGUCUCGGUCUGUCACAAUGAAAACAACAUGCCGUAUAUUUGAAUGAAUUGCAAGCAUGAGACAUUACAUGUUUAAUAAAGCAUUUCAAUAUUAACAAAUGCA